Messenger RNA from Zingiber officinale, 1518 nucleotides. RefSeq names its product probable trehalose-phosphate phosphatase 6. Bases 116 to 1225 code for a protein of 369 amino acids. The record is from RefSeq and is a predicted model, not a curated record. NCBI's taxonomy places the organism in Eukaryota, Viridiplantae, Streptophyta, Magnoliopsida, Zingiberales, Zingiberaceae. Gene Ontology annotation, biological process: trehalose biosynthetic process. Gene Ontology annotation, molecular function: trehalose-phosphatase activity. The transcript is spliced from 11 exons.
ACCUCCACCGUCCACCGUCGUUGUCACCACCGUGGCAGCACUCAGCAUCAUCUUCUCGUCAGGGUCCAUUCCCGUCUCGUCCUUUCUCCGAGGAUUCUUCCAAAUCCCUCUUCCCAUGACGAAGCAGAAUGUCGCGCCGGUCGAGGCCGUCGCCGCCAUCACUGUGGCGAGAUCUUCCCCCUUGUUCCCCUACACGCCACCGCUCGCGCUCCGAAAAAAGUUCCUUCCCCAAAUUGAGCUCGAAGGCGGGAAGGCGGGCUCUUGGUGGCUCGACUCCAUGAGGGCCUCCUCGCCCACCCAUGCCAAGGCGACUGCCGCCGCCACCGCCGCCGGACCUAUCGUCGACGCUGUCCUCGACGAUCUUUCCGAUUUGACUAUGCGGCGUCCGUCGGCUUUGAGCAAGUUCGAUCAAAUCGUGAGCUCUUCCAAUGGAAAGCAGAUCGUGAUGUUCCUGGACUACGACGGAACUCUUUCCCCCAUCGUGGACGACCCCGACUCGGCCUUCAUGACCAACGCGAUGAGGAAGGCAGUGAGGGAAGUGGCGAGGGACUUCCCCACGGCGAUCGUGAGCGGGCGAUGCCUCGACAAGGUAAUUGACUUCGUCCGAUUGGCCGAGCUGUACUACGCUGGAAGCCAUGGCAUGGACAUCAAAGGUCCUGAGAAAUCCCGCCACGCCAAGUCCAAAGCUGCCAACGGAGUUUCUUUUCAACCAGCCAGUGAGUUCCUGCCCAUGAUAGGCACGGUGUAUAAAACACUACUAGACAGAACCAAGUCCACUCCCGGAGCCAAAGUGGAGAACAACAAGUUUUGCGUGUCAGUCCACUUCAGAUGUGUGGAUGAGAAGAACUGGGGCGCAUUGUUCGAGCAGGUGCGAUCUGUGUUGAAGGAGUACCCAAAAUUGCGGCUCACGCAGGGAAGAAAGGUGCUGGAGAUUCGUCCAACUAUCAAAUGGGAUAAGGGGAAGGCAUUGGAGUUCCUGUUAGAGUCACUGGGAUUCGCCAACUGCAGGGAUGUAAUGCCGAUCUACAUCGGCGAUGAUCGCACCGACGAAGACGCAUUCAAGGUUCUGAGAGACAGCGGACAAGGCAUUGGCAUCCUUGUCUCAAAGUUUCCAAAGGAGACGAAUGCCACUUAUUACCUCCAGGAGCCAUCUGAGGUUAAGGACUUCUUGGUUCGGCUUGUGGAGGGGAAACGCCGACAGACGAAGGCUCGAUCGAAGGUGUAGAGAGAUUGGACACAAGCUGCCCCACCCACCACCUCUGUGAAAUUUUUACAAGAUGUGCUUGAUGGGGCUGAAUGAGACAGCAAUUCCAUGAUAUCUUUGUUUUUAGGAUCAGGUGCACCUCAUAAAGAGGUCCACCUUUUCUGUAUUCCUCCUCUUGUUCUUCCCUUUUCUCGCCAUUUUUAUUGGGUUCGAAAGCUCUGCAACUCCAGCUUUCUUCCCACCGCGCAAGCAGAUAAAUGUAUAAUUCUGAAAGAUGAAAUAACAAUUCGACCUAGCGAAAGCUAUUGAAUCAU